Messenger RNA from Aspergillus pseudotamarii, 2591 nucleotides. Its product is annotated as sugar porter family MFS transporter. The record is from RefSeq and is a predicted model, not a curated record. Gene Ontology annotation, biological process: carbohydrate transport; transmembrane transport. Gene Ontology annotation, cellular component: membrane. Lineage: Eukaryota; Fungi; Ascomycota; Eurotiomycetes; Eurotiales; Aspergillaceae. The transcript is spliced from 8 exons. The coding region runs from base 658 to 2247 and encodes 529 amino acids. Gene Ontology annotation, molecular function: carbohydrate:proton symporter activity.
CGGGACAGACAGUGUCGUAUUCUGGGAGUCAGAAUGUCGCAGCGAGUCGAAGAUCAUUGUUACGUAGAUCUGGAACUGACUCCAGUCCCAGACUCGUGUUUUCCCCCAUGUUCCCUUGUCUGUCCAUCGGCAUCGCACGAUGUUCUCCUGGAAAGUCUUCCCUUGUUCCCCGUCCCACUUGAAAGGCUUAGGCAACAGAGGCAAAGCUUCAAAGAGACCUUGUUUACCCCAGAAUCACAAUUGCGGGGAAGGACGAUUUCCCCAUGAUCAGAAAUACGAGACUCUUCUCGUAGACACGACCCCUUCCCGUCGAAUCACAACCGCGCCUCUUAUUUGGUGGCGUCCGCCACGCCGUGCAACUUGUGAUUCUCUCUCCUCGGACAAGGUAAUGAUCUCCCAAUCACUGUCCCAAUUCUGCCUCUUUAAUCGCUCUUAUCCAAUCAUGCCCGUCAGCCGACAUCCGCGCAGUGUUACAUUUGGUGUAAAUUCACCAGUGACUCCCUGACAGCCGCCCAAAGCUCCAUUCACUGUUGUCAGUCGGCAUAUUUAUUUAAACAAACGUAGACUCCUAUCGCUGGGUGUUUCUUUCACAUGUUUUCUGCUUGACCCGACCUUGAGUCCUACGUCGCUGACCGGGCGUCAACAGCAAUUGUCAUCAUGAAGAAAAUCUACAACGUCUACUUUCUCUGUGGCUUUGCCACUCUAGGCGGUGGUUUGUUUGGUUUUGAUAUCUCAUCCAUGAGUGGUGUCCUGGGUACUGCGGCGUAUACAAACUAUUUCCAAGUGGGUAGCGGUCAAUACAAGCAGGGCAGUAUUACCUGUGCGAUGCCUUUUGGCUCUCUCGUCGGUGCGCUGUGCUCUAGCUUUAUCGCCGAUCGCUUCUCGCGAGUUAGGGCGAUCCAGUUCUCUUCCAUUCUAUGGAUCAUUGGCUCGGUUUUUAUGUGUGCUUCGAAUGGCAUCGCUCUUCUAGUCGUUGGUCGUGUCAUCGCUGGUGGUUGCGUCGGAAUCGCGUCUGCCAUGGUCCCGGUUUAUCAGGCUGAAAUCGCACCAAAGGAAAUUCGAGGACGAGUUAUAUCACUGCAGCAAUGGGCUAUUACAUGGGGUAUCUUGAUUCAGUAUUUCAUUCAAUAUGGAGCGAGCAAUAUCGACGGCGGCCCGAAUAACCCCACGCAGAGUACUGCUGCUUUUCGCAUUCCUUGGGGAAUCCAGAUUGUACCCGGUUUUAUCCUUUUCUUUGGCAUGUUCCUCUUCCCCAAGUCUCCCCGUUGGCUCGCCAGCAAGGACCGUUGGGAGGAGGCUCUCAAUGUGCUUUCGAAGCUGCAUGGUAAAGGAGAUGUCAACCACCCCAAGGUCCUUGCAGAAUACAAGGAAAUCCAAGACGCUCUGGCAUUAGAACGAGAGCAAUCCGCCACUGGCUUCCAGGAGCUUGUCAAGCCACGCAUCUUUAAGCGUGUCAUCUUGGGUAUGAGCUUGCAGAUGUGGUCGCAGCUGUGCGGAAUGAACGUGAUGAUGUACUACAUCGUCUAUAUUAUGCAAAGCACAGGCACUGGAUCGCCCCUGUUGACUGCGUCAAUUCAAUACAUUCUCAACACAGCCUUGACCCUACCUGCCAUUAUCUACCUCGAUAAAUUUGGCCGACGGCCCGCGAUUUUAAUUGGCUUCUUCCUACAGGCUAUUUUCCUUUACAUAGAAGGUGGAUUGCAGGGAGGGUUUGGGGCGCCCAACCCUCAUACCGACCCCAAGCUCGAUGCUAUUUCGUGGACGGUCGCUGACCACCCCGCCGUGGGAAAGGCGAUUAUCGCAUUGUCCUAUCUGUUCGUGUGUUCCUUCGCGACGACCAUCGGCCCGACUUCGUGGACCUAUCCCGCCGAAAUCUAUCCGGCGAAAGUUCGUGCCAAAGCAGUCUCGCUCGCUACCGCCUCGAACUGGGUUUGGAACUGCCUGCUGGCCCUCUUCGUCCCACCACUGCUCUGGUCGAUCAACUGGAAGAUGUACAUGAUUUUCGCUGCCUUCAACACCGCAGCCUUUAUCCACAUGUUCCUAACUGCCCCCGAAACCAAAGGCUACACGCUGGAGGAAAUGGACGAUGUCUUUGACAGCGGACUCCCAGCCUGGCGCAAGCUGGAGAAGCGGAGCCGUAUGGAGGAGCUCGAGCGAGAGAUCAUAGAAGGGAAUCUCAAGAUUGCUCCUGCACACGAUGCGACUGGCGUCUCUGCUACACAUGUCACGCCAGAGAAGCAAGUGUAAUGAGGAACCGGACACUCUGCUUCUGUCAUGAGGAGAGAUGAAAUUGUUUGUCCUACCGUGUCUUACAUUGACGUUCAUAUACCGAACAAUGAGACGCACUUCCAGCUGUUUGUUGAAUGCUUAUCGUGAUUGUGGUAAUGUUUAGUUAGCUUGGUUUUGUGAUACCAAUUACGAGUAGCAAUGCCUUUACACUAUUGAGCCAGGUGUGAUUUCCUUGUAAACAUGCUAUGUUUCGUAGCUUGGUUAGUCUAAUCCCAGCUGUAUUUGGUUAGGGUUCUGUCACUUUCACUAUGUCGUCCCUCGUUUCUGGCGAACAAAUGAAGACUCAUUCGAGUUACCGAAGA